CGCUGAGCGAACAAGUCGACGCCAGUUGUGCUCAUCUUCCGUCACCCAUUAGCACUGUCGUCGUACAGCCAUUAUUUAUGGGUUUCGUCGACCGUACCGCAGACUUCAGAGAUGUCCUUCAAGCGAAAACCACUGUCCCUCAGGCAAAACGACGUAAAACGUCUCCCGUAUAUGAUGUCCCUAACGCGAAUGUAUUUGGAAAACAAUAUCUAGAGGAAGCCUACACGAUUCUGAACCAUAUUGGCACUCUCACCCGUAUGCUCUCUAGCAUACGGAAGCCUUACCUGAGUGUCGAUGCACACGUUGUACCACUUUCGCGACAUGGUUUGCAUACCAUCGAUUUGAGCGACUCUACAAAGUCUUGGUCGGGAAUACGUUACCUCACAGACGAGGAGCGGGAUCAGGUUGACCUGCAGGCACGCGUCAUCCUCAGUAGGUGCGCAGACAGGGUCAAGGAAAUGGAAACACUCGAAAAGCGUCGUGCUGAGCUCGUCGCAAGUAACAUGAACCCCUUGACGCGCUUCCUUCCCGCCCGUCUGAAGAGCAACAAUUCGACAAUACUUUCGGAUUUCACAGCGGCGCACCACUCCAGCAUAACGUGGUAUCUUAGCAGGCGUCUUACAGAAGCCAGCCAGAACCAAAAAGAAAUGCAAGAGGAGCGUGUCAAGCGCCAACUUGAACGCACACGAACUCUAGGAUCCAGUGCGGCGCAAGAGGCAAUGAAUAUCGUCUCCAAGGGACCUGCGCAACAGAAACAGCGCAAUGGAGGAGGGAGCGACAGCUGGUUGGGAGGUGCUUCAUCAGCACUCGUCUCAGGGAUCGCCGCUACCAUUGGCGCAACGAGCAGCCGCCCUGCUGCUCAACCGACAACGCUUACUCCCGCUUCGUCAUUAGGUGACCUGGACGGAGACGACGAUGAUAUUGAGCUUUCGCAGUCUCAGAUACUUCAAUUCGAGUCGGAGAAUGCCAAUAUUCUCCGAUCCGUCCAGGACACGCUCGAGUCCGUACAACAGGCCGAAGCAAGAUUGAUGGAUAUCAGCAAUCUCCAAAUGGAACUGAUGACACAUCUUACACAACAAACGGAGCUGACUGACCAACUAUACGAGGACGCGAUUGCGACGACAUCUACCGUAGAGAAGGGUAACGUGCAGCUGAGAGAGGCACGUAGACGUGCCAAGGACAGCCGAGUAUUUAUACUUGUUUUCCUGAUUGGAGCUAGCUUUUCCUUGCUUUUCCUCCACUUUUACUAGCGACUUAUUAUUCGCGCAUGACU
Molecule: messenger RNA, 1273 nt
Organism: Suillus clintonianus
Lineage: Eukaryota; Fungi; Basidiomycota; Agaricomycetes; Boletales; Suillaceae
Exons: 3
Coding region: 78-1250 (390 amino acids)
Biological process (GO): retrograde vesicle-mediated transport, Golgi to endoplasmic reticulum
Cellular component (GO): endoplasmic reticulum; SNARE complex
Source: RefSeq, a predicted model, not a curated record